This is a messenger RNA of Mus pahari (shrew mouse), 2986 nucleotides long. It is a transcript of the gene Foxn4, whose product is annotated as forkhead box N4. NCBI's taxonomy places the organism in Eukaryota, Metazoa, Chordata, Mammalia, Rodentia, Muridae. Bases 117 to 1676 code for a protein of 519 amino acids. Gene Ontology annotation, biological process: regulation of transcription by RNA polymerase II. The transcript is spliced from 10 exons. The record is from RefSeq and is a predicted model, not a curated record. Gene Ontology annotation, molecular function: DNA-binding transcription factor activity, RNA polymerase II-specific; transcription cis-regulatory region binding.
CGGUUCGAGCUGCGACGGUGGCCAAAUUGGAGACAGUGAGGGGCGAGCGCAAGGGAGUUCCCCCUGCCGCAGCGCCACCGGGCCCCAGCCAAGCAACCCAGGAUCCGCUCCAGGAAAUGAUAGAAAGUGGCAUCUGGUCCAGAAUGUCAGAACCGAUCAGAAGCUCAGGGCACAGCCACCACUGCUCUCCACAGGAAUACAGGCUCCUGCCUCCCAUGGGUGACGAUGACCUCCCUGGGGACCUUCAGUCACUGUCGUGGCUCACGGCCGUGGACGUGCCUCGGCUGCAGCAGAUGGCAAAUGGGCGGAUAGACCUGGGCAGUUCUGGUGUGCCACAUCCACACCCAGGUGCCUUGGCAGGAACGGCAGACCUGCAUGUGGGUGCGGCCCCAUGUCCCCUGCUCCGCCGCAGCCAGACUGCCGUGGUCCCCAGAGGCAUGCUGGGCUUGGGCCACCACAGAGCCAGUGCUGAGCAGAUGAACCAGUUCCCCGCAGGAGGCCAGGCAUCAUCGGGCCUCCAGGAAAUGCCACAGCUGUACUCCCCAGCUACCCAAAUCCAGUUCCCUCUGCCUCUGGGGUCCCAGCAGUGCCCUCCUGCCGGCCUCUAUGGUUCUCCGUUCCUGGCUCGGCCUUCCUACCCACAGGCCCACAUGGCAAUGAACUCGUCUCAGGAGCCACAUCCCAAACACUACCCCAAGCCCAUCUACUCCUACAGCUGUCUGAUCGCCAUGGCCUUGAAGAACAGCAAGACAGGCAGCCUGCCCGUGAGUGAGAUCUACAGCUUCAUGAAGGAGCACUUCCCCUACUUCAAGACAGCACCUGACGGCUGGAAGAACUCCGUGAGGCACAACCUGUCCCUGAACAAGUGCUUCGAGAAGGUGGAAACCAAGUCCAGCGGCUCCUCGCGCAAGGGCUGCUUGUGGGCCCUGAACCUAGCUCGCAUCGACAAGAUGGAGGAGGAGAUGCACAAGUGGAAACGGAAGGACCUCGCCGCCAUACAUCGCAGCAUGGCCAACCCUGAGGAGUUGGACAAGCUCAUCUCAGAUCGCCCAGAAAGCUGCCGGCGUCCUGGAAAACGAGGGGAGCCUGAAGCCCCCGUGUUGACUCACGCCACCACAGUGGCCAUGGCCCACAGCUGCCUGGCCAUCUCUCAACUCCCACCGAAGCCACCGAUGACCCUGUCCCUGCAAUCAGUGCCUCUGCACCACCAGCUCCAGCCCCAGGCACACCUGGCCCCAGACUCCCCGGCGCCGGCACAGACCCCACCUCUCCAUGCCCUACCCAGUCUCAGCCCAGGGCCUCUCCCGCAACCAGCCAUGGGUAGGGUUCCUGGGGACUUCCUCAACAUCAACAGUGACAUGAACACAGAGGUGGAUGCCCUGGACCCUAGCAUCAUGGACUUCGCUCUACAGGGUAACCUGUGGGAAGAGAUGAAGGAGGACAGCUUCAACCUGGACACACUGGAGGCUUUCGGAGACUUCCCGCUUGGCUGUGACCUGGGAGCCCCAAGCUUGACCCCCAUCACUGGCAGCGGUGACCGGUCCUUCCCUGAUGUGCAGGUGACAGGUCUCUAUGCUGCCUACUCCGCCACCGCCGCAGACAGUGUGGCCCCGUCGGCGGCCAACUCUGCGCAGUACCUGGCUACACCAGGGAACAAGCCUAUUGCUCUGCUUUGAGCCGGUGGCCCGGAAGAAAGGGCGCCUCGGCUACACCGUGUCUCGAGCCCAUUGCUGACGGGGGAAAUGACAGCUUGAGGUUCCUCCUGCACCCCAACAUGCUGCCACAGGACACUCCUGGGACACCCAACGGAAGCAGAGCGGGGAUGGCAAGCCCUCUACCUCCCCAUCUUCUGCAGGACCUGAGACAGAGGCAUGGCCAUGGUGAGACCCGGCUCUUAAGAGCCUGGCUCCUGGCAGAGCUCAUCUUGGGACACAGUGGUGUGUCCCGGAGACACAGGAGAGGAAACUCUGAGCACACACGUUCUCCCAGGAGAGGAACCUCUGACUAUGCCUCAGAGCACGGAGAAAGGCCCCGGUCAGCCUUGGAAGUGACAUGAUUGACCUCUGCCACAAACUUCUGCCCCUUGCUCCUAGAGUGUCCAGAGUCAUGCUAUCGAGACUGUGUGUACAUUUAUUUAUAUUUAUUGUGACUCCAGCUAAGAUCCCUAGAAAGAGACCCAUGUUAGACUCCCUGCCGCUCAGCAAGCCUAACUCCCUAGUGACCCCCGAGUCACGAGUCACAUCUCCAGCCUGCUCGGGCAGCCCCCACCCCCAUCCCUGUGAUUCAGAGAGUGAGCAAGCACUUUUGUGACUGGGGAGCGCCCCGUCAUUUUCCUAUUAGGACAGAUCUUUUUCUUGGGGUUUAAUCAUGGCUCACAUCUAUUCCAGGGGAUACACGGGAGAGAAGGUACCGUAGCAUCAAGAUUGGGGAGGAUUUCUCUAAGGCCUGCGGGGCUGAGAUAAGAGGAAAAACUAAAGACCUGGUUGUGCCAGGUUAGAGGCAUGAGACAGGAAGAUGGGAACCUCAGGCCCGAAGGCUCACCACUCUUUGUAGCACCAGUGUAGCUCCCUGUCCGUGCCUGCUGCCUCUUCUUGGCUAUGUCUGUCUUCACACUACCCUCUUGUCCUAUGACUGAUUUUUCCAAGUGAGGGUUCUACAGGCAGGUGGGCCACUGGGGAGGGGGGUGGAGGCCCCCUCCACCCCGCUCCUUUCCAUCUUGAUGUCUGACUCCAUGCCUGAGAGUUCACGGCUCUAGGUUGUUCAGAAGACCCAGCAGGCAGGCCAGCCAUCUGUAAAGGGCAGCGUGAGGUCUUGUCAUCAGGGGCCAUUUUUCAGGUCUCCCCACUGAGACGGCGCGGCCCGCCCAGCCCAGCAGGCCUUGCUCAGCAGCUGUGUGCCAGGGCCCUCGGAAAGUCAUGCAGUUUUAAGUGUGAAGACCCUGUAGGUGUAGUGCUGAAUGUCUGCUGUCAAUAAAGGCUGAACAGCA